This is a messenger RNA of Aspergillus oryzae RIB40, 729 nucleotides long. RefSeq lists its product as uncharacterized. The record is from RefSeq and is a predicted model, not a curated record. The transcript has 4 exons. The coding region runs from base 1 to 729 and encodes 242 amino acids. NCBI's taxonomy places the organism in Eukaryota, Fungi, Ascomycota, Eurotiomycetes, Eurotiales, Aspergillaceae.
AUGUCUCAGUUCAUGUUCUUCCCCAACAUGCAUUGGCGCAACCUAGUCUUGAAUUUCCCGGAGAGUGACCAUCAUUCUCUGCCUCCUUCCUCGUGGAGAGUGACUCAGAAGAUUAACGAAAGCAUUAUUUCGUACACCCAGAAAGAAGCAGAGGAAACAAAAGAACUCCCUCUCGCCUGCGCAAAAUUCGAGUGUGAAACCCUCGAGGACUCCAGUAAUAAAGCUAUUCUUAUAGUGUAUAUGGAGAUCCCUUGCGAGGACACUGAAUGUGCUGCGGAGGGGACAUAUGAAACCCCUCUCAGUGUGCGAGUAGAAUUUACAGCCCACUAUCUGUUGACUCUUAAUGGCUGCAGGUAUUCUCCGGGAGCUAUCCAAUACAAGGAGGAAACUCAGACCUCCGGGGAUCGUCACGCCUUUAUGCCGGGUGGUAAAAUAUACUACUUGGUUAUUGGGCUUUUCUGGAACCUUUCACGUGGAGAAAGAGAUCAAAUUCGUCUUGCAUUUCAGGACGCAUAUUCGCUCUUUUGGGAUAAAGACUCAGGAAAAGUUUACAUUCAAGGCCCCUUUAAGCCUCUUGACCUAGCGAAUAUGGGAAUACCGCGCUCUGGGCAGCUGGAUCCUUACGGACCAAAGGUCCUGGAGAUUUGGGGGCUAGCUAUAGCUCCAAAAGGAACGGUUGAUUACGAUAUCCCUAUCGACUGCCUUGAACAGUUCGGUUGGAUUCUUUGA